CGCGGCGCGUGCGCGGCGGGCGCAUCGCGGGUCGGCGCGCGGGGGCACGGCGGGAGCGGCCGGCAAUGGUGCUGGAGACUCUGGCCCGCAUCGUCAAGGUCCAGCUGCCCGCGUACCUCAAGCGCCUGCCGCUGCCCGAGAGCGUCGGCGGCUUCAUCCGCCUCACAGUUUCAGAAUGGCUGCGGUUGCUGCCUUUCCUGGGCGUGCUGGCCUUGCUCGGUUACCUUGCUGUUCGUCCCUUCCUCCCCAAGAAGAAACAGCAGAAGGAUAGCUUGAUUAACCUCAAGAUCCAGAAGGAAAAUCCCAAAGUAGUGAAUGAGAUCAACAUUGAAGAUCUGUGCCUCACUAAAGCUUACUGCAGGUGUUGGCGUUCAAAGACGUUCCCUGUCUGUGAUGGCUCCCACAACAAGCACAAUGAGUUAACGGGAGAUAAUGUAGGUCCACUAAUACUCAAGAAGAAAGAAGUAUAGCAGAUGUUUAAUCUAGGUCUUGACUGAUAAAAAGUAUUUUAUACUGUUGUAGUUGCAAGGGACGGCGUUUUGUUAUGUGAUUGGUAUGAUUUAGUUUCAUGAUUGCUGUAGAUUUCUUUUUGGAAUAAACUACAUUUAGACAGUGAUGAAUUUGUCACUGCUUUGGUACCUUAUUCUGAGAAGAAUUUUGCCUGCUUUGUAAAACUGUAAAGUACCUAUUUCUGUAAAUAAGUCGUUUAUUUCAAUAAUAAAUUGACUUUCUACAACUAAGCCUUUUUUGUAUGAACAUACAAUUAUAAAACUGUCACUAUUUCAA
This is a messenger RNA of Motacilla alba alba, 786 nucleotides long. RefSeq names its product CDGSH iron sulfur domain 2 (gene CISD2). The record is from RefSeq and is a predicted model, not a curated record. The transcript has 3 exons. Gene Ontology annotation, cellular component: mitochondrial outer membrane; intracellular membrane-bounded organelle. Gene Ontology annotation, molecular function: 2 iron, 2 sulfur cluster binding. Gene Ontology annotation, biological process: regulation of autophagy; autophagy of mitochondrion. The coding region runs from base 66 to 470 and encodes 134 amino acids. Lineage: Eukaryota; Metazoa; Chordata; Aves; Passeriformes; Motacillidae.